AUGGACGAUAUUGUGGACCUGGUCCAAGAACACCAUGAACAGAGCGCACACGUAGACGAAAGUCUGGGGCGGUACACGGCGUACACGGUCCGGCUGAAAACACUCGUGUCGUCCGUGUCGCGGUAUAUCGCGUAUUCGUCUGACGUGGGUGAAGCCUUUCGACCCCUGGCGCGUCCCUUUGUCGUCACGGCCGCCUAUGGUAUCAGCUGGGCCUACAUCUUCACCGACGUGGGAUACACGUGCUGGCAAGCAGCACAGGAUAGAGAGCACGACUCACCGCUCGCCGCUGACCUUGCCUGGAUUGCUGCGCGCCGCGGCACGUUUCAGACACUGGCAUCCAUCGUGCUCCCUGCCUUCACGAUCCACAGCGUCGUGAAGCACUCCGCUCACCUGUUUUCCAAGUUCAAGUCGCCACGCAUGCGCAUCGCUGGCCCAACGGCUGCAGGCCUACUGACCGUGCCCCUGCUACCCUUCCUCUUUGACCAUCCUGUCGAGACAGUGGUCGAGCGCCUAUUCGACGCUGUCGAAUAUCGCAUUGCUGCUCUUCGCGGUGAUCCGCUCGCCAAAGAAAUGCUGGAUAAGGGCAGUCUGCUCCGCGGCUACUAUGUGCCCACGGCCGACAACCCCAAAGAGCUCGGCGUGUCGCCUACGCUGGCCGCGCAGCUCGCCAUACUUGGCGUCGGUGUCGACCUUGUGCACAUGCCGCGCAUGCUUCAGCUCGUAUCGCGACACGCCCAACGACUCCAACGUAUGCCGCACAAGCCCUUGGGCUCCCUGGCUACGCUCCGGCCGUUGAAUGAAAAAAAAGAGCAGCACGCCUGGCUCGAAACGUCUGCUCAGCACUUUGCUCGUCGCACCCUCGCCAAGGCCGAGAUGGAUGCCUUUCUAGGCAUGCACUGUCAUACCCACGAUGAGCGAAUGCGCUUCCUUGCGACUAGGUGGGCUGUCAAGGAAGCCGUGUACAAAGCCGUGUACCCACACCUGCAUCUCUAUGCCACCGACAUCUCCUACACGCAUACCUUCCAAAAACCUCUGGUGGCCUUGGCUCGUCAGCGAGCGUUUCGUAACGCCCAUGGAUCGUGCGCCACAUCCGUCGCGGAAGCACUGCAACUGCAUGCGAGCGUAUCACACGACGCCGACUAUGUAGUCGCAUCUAUCGUGGCAGAGACCAUGCAUCCUCCAUCCUGUGAAUAG
This is a messenger RNA of Malassezia restricta, 1194 nucleotides long. Its product is annotated as mitochondrial fission process protein 1. The record is from RefSeq and is a predicted model, not a curated record. Gene Ontology annotation, cellular component: mitochondrion. Gene Ontology annotation, molecular function: magnesium ion binding; holo-[acyl-carrier-protein] synthase activity. Bases 1 to 1194 code for a protein of 397 amino acids. NCBI's taxonomy places the organism in Eukaryota, Fungi, Basidiomycota, Malasseziomycetes, Malasseziales, Malasseziaceae. The transcript is spliced from 2 exons. Gene Ontology annotation, biological process: fatty acid biosynthetic process; mitochondrial fission.